Molecule: messenger RNA, 684 nt
Organism: Lodderomyces parapsilosis
Lineage: Eukaryota; Fungi; Ascomycota; Pichiomycetes; Serinales; Debaryomycetaceae
Exons: 1
Coding region: 1-684 (227 amino acids)
Biological process (GO): vesicle fusion; endoplasmic reticulum to Golgi vesicle-mediated transport
Cellular component (GO): Golgi medial cisterna; SNARE complex; cis-Golgi network
Molecular function (GO): SNAP receptor activity
Source: RefSeq, a predicted model, not a curated record
AUGUCAUCCUCUUCCUUCACUCAAAUUAGGUCGCAAGCGCUCAACUUGGAGAAACAAACAGAAUCGUUAUUAGCCAAAUACUCGCAGUUCCAAACCCAGUUAUCACAAUCAUUGGAGAGCACUCCUGAGGAGGAAUCAAUUAAGCAACAAAUCACCGAUAUAUUAUCCAAACGAGAUGCCAUCAUUGCCAAACUCAACCGAAUUAGUGAAUCAUCAACUACUGAAUUGAGUACUUCGAAAUUACAACAAAUUACUCGUCACGAACAGAUUUUACAUGAUCACAAAAAUUCAUUCAAUCGUAUUGAUUCUACGCUAACUGAAGAACGAAAUCGCAACAACUUGCUAUUCACUGUGCAGUCAGAUAUUUCCAAUCACAAGAGACGUAACGGUCCUGCGAACGCAUUGGAUACGGACCCUGAUUCGUACAUUCUUGAAGAAAGCCAACGUGCAGACAAUGUCAAUUCAAUAGCUGAUAGGUUGUUACAGAGUGCAUACAAUACUCGUGAUGAGUUGGCUAACCAACGUCAGUACUUGCAAAAUGCUCAACUGACGAUAUUGGGCACGAUUCAAAGUGUUCCUGGUAUAAAUGUGCUUAUUCUGAAGAUUAACUCCAGGAGGAAAAGAGAUACUUUGAUCUUGGCCACUAUCAUUGCUGUAUGUAUAUUGCUUUUAUUCUUUGUAUAG